GUCUCCCAGCCCCCUCUUUGUUUGGAUCAGGGAAUUUCAGACAUGCACACUGGGUUAGAGAAUCAUAUGAACAGAACCAGGACAGGGAGGCCAGCGGAGGUUCCUGCAGAGGGAGUGUCAAGGCCCCGUGCUGCUCUCCCUGGAAGCCGGCACGGUCGCCCAGCAUGCCCACUGGCAAGAGAGAGGAGACUGACCCACCUGCUCCCAUCAGCCUCUGAAGGUGACAUUGAACCCCAGGUGACCCCCUACUACCAAACAGGUGCCUGUGUUUGUUAGACAAACAUAACCAGGUCUGCGAACGCUUUAGCUCCAAAGUCCUUAGGUGCAAAGAGCCAGGACCAAGAUUCGUGCUGAUCAUCAGGGAUGGACAAAUUGCCAGAGAUGUGGUGCAUUGUCCUGUUUUCCCUUUUGACAUGGGUUUAUGCUGAGCCUACUAUGUAUGGGGAGAUCCUGUCCCCUAACUAUCCUCAGGCAUACCCCAAUGAGAUAGAGAAAUCUUGGGAUAUAGAAGUUCCUGAAGGGUAUGGGAUCCACCUCUACUUCACCCAUCUGGACAUCGAGCUGUCAGAGGACUGUGCAUAUGACUCAGUGCAGAUAAUGUCAGGGGUCCUUGAAGAAGGGAAACUCUGUGGACAGAGGACCAGCAAGAAUCCCAGCUCCCCAAUUGUGGAAGAGUUCCACGUCCCAUACAACAAACUCCAGGUGAUCUUUAGGUCGGACUUCUCCAAUGAAGAGCGUUUCACUGGGUUUGCUGCAUACUAUGUUGCCGUGGAUGUAAAUGAGUGCAAAGACUUUGUAGAUGCCCCUUGUAGCCACUUCUGCAACAACUUCCUUGGUGGUUACUUCUGCUCCUGCCCCCCAGAAUACUUCCUCCAUGAUGAUAUGAAGAACUGCGGAGUCAAUUGCAGUGGGGAUGUAUUCACUGCACUGGUUGGGGAGAUUGCAAGUCCCAAUUAUCCCAAUUCAUAUCCGGAGAACUCAAGGUGUGAAUAUCAGAUCCUGCUAGAGGAGGGGUUCCAAGUGGUGGUGACUAUGCGGAAAGAAGAUUUUGAUGUGGAGCCAGCUGAUUCAGAGGGCCACUGUGCUGACAGUUUAGUUUUUGUUACACGAGACCAACGAUUUGGUCCUUACUGUGGUCAUGGAUUCCCUGGGCCACUAAAUAUUGAAACCAAGAGUAAUGCUCUUGAUAUUAUCUUCCAAACUGACCAAGCAGAACAAAAAAAUGGCUGGAAGCUUCGCUACUAUGGAGAUCCAAUCCCGUGUCCUAAAGAAGUCACUGACAAUUCUGUUUGGGAGCCUGAGAAGGCAAAAUAUGUGUUCAAAGAUGUGGUGAAGAUAACCUGUAAGGAAGGGUUUGAAGUUGUACAGGUAAAUGUUGGCUUGAAAUCUUUCUAUUCUACUUGUCAAAGCAAUGGAAAGUGGAGUAAUUCCAGACUGAAAUGUCAACCUGUGGACUGUGGCUCUCCUGAACCUAUUCAGCAUGGUAAAGCCGAAGAUCCAGAACAUACUUUAUUUGGUUCUGUCACUCGCUACACUUGUGAGGAGCCAUAUUACUACAUAGAAAAUGAAGAAAGUGGGGAGUAUCGCUGUGCUGGCAACGGGAGCUGGGUGAAUGAGGUGCUGGGCACAGAGCUGCCAAAAUGUGUUCCAGUCUGUGGCGUCCCCACGGAGACCUUUGCAGAAAAGCAGAGGAUAUUUGGAGGAUCCUUUGCAAACAUUGAAAGUUUCCCCUGGCAAGUCUUCUUUUUGAACCCAAGGGCUGGUGGGGCUCUCAUUGAUGAGUACUGGGUGCUGACAGCUGCUCACGUUGUGGAGGGAAACAAUAACCCAGUAAUGUAUGUUGGGUCCACCUCAGUGGUCACCUCGGAUCUGGCAAAUGCCCAGACGCUCACUGCUGAGCGUGUGUUUAUUCAUCCGAGUUGGCAAUUUCUGGAUGCCCCAGAAACACGGAAUAAUUUUGACAACGACAUUGCGCUGGUGCGACUGAAAGAUCCAGUGAAAAUGGGACCCAAGGUCUCCCCUAUCUGCCUGCCAGGCACCUCCUCAGAAUACGAUCUCUCAUUGGGAGACCUGGGACUGAUCUCAGGCUGGGGCCGAACAAAGGGAAGAGAUAAUGUUAUCAAGCUCAGAGGGGCAAAGUUACCCGUUGCUUCCUUAGAAAAGUGCCAGCAGGUGAAAGGGAAUAAUCCCAGAGUGAAUACAAAUGCCUUUGUUUUCACUAAUAAUAUGAUCUGUGCUGGAGGAGAGAAGGGCGUUGAUAGCUGUGAAGGGGACAGUGGUGGAGCCUUUGCUAUACAGGACCCCAAUGAAAAGACCCCCAAAUUCUAUGUAGCCGGCCUGGUGUCCUGGGGUCCCCAAUGUGGGACCUAUGGGAUCUACACACGAGUGAAGAACUACAUUGACUGGAUAAUGAAAACUAUACAGGAAAAUAGUACCCACAGUGUGCGCUAAUUCAUGCAUAUAUUCUAGCCUCUCCAAAGGCUAAGACCAAUCUGUUGCUUACCAUUCCUUACAAUGUUCUCAUUGUUUCACCAUGACUGAGAGAAGACAUGAGAGUAUGAUUUAAAUAGAACUUGAUUGUUGGGAUACCUGGCUGCAGGUAGUGUUUGAUCAUGACAUUGUGUUGGUCAUUCAGUGUGGUCUGAAUCUCCCCUGAAUACCUACUAUGGAUAACAACAUGGCAAGGGCUCUCCUAUCUUGCACUAUUCCAGAGGGAGUCCCUUUUCCUGAUGAUUGCCUGGUGUUACAGUUCUGAUUCUGAAAUUUAUUGUUGGGCAUACCCUUGAUUUUUUGUUUCCCCUUACCUGCUUGAAGUUCCAUUUACUUUAUCAUUCUCACUGUCUGCUAUCUACUUGUAAUAAAGCAAGUUUAUAACCAGU
This is a messenger RNA of Diceros bicornis minor, 2879 nucleotides long. RefSeq names its product complement C1s (gene C1S). Gene Ontology annotation, molecular function: calcium ion binding; serine-type endopeptidase activity. The record is from RefSeq and is a predicted model, not a curated record. Gene Ontology annotation, biological process: complement activation; proteolysis. Lineage: Eukaryota; Metazoa; Chordata; Mammalia; Perissodactyla; Rhinocerotidae. The transcript is spliced from 12 exons. The coding region runs from base 364 to 2451 and encodes 695 amino acids. Gene Ontology annotation, cellular component: extracellular region.